AUGACCGACUUUGGACCUCGCGCCCCUCAUGGGCCUGACAUGUCGGGAACUCACAACCCGUUGGAGGAUAUGGACAUCAACGAGAAGGGAGCUUUCGAUUCCCUAAUCCGGCCCGAUGACAGCUACACCCCCGAGGGUACCUACUGGGCUGAUCUGCCCCUCAUGAAGAAGAUCGGUUUCGUCAGCUCCUACAACAACCAGGAGGCUAAGCGAGAGAUCAGUGGCAUUUGGGCCAUGAUGAAGGAGGACCCUCUCUCGCCUGUCUCUUACUACUUCCGCAACAUGGUCCUGCCCGGUGCUGGUCUCGGUCUGGAGGGUUAUGUGCUUUUCUCCAUUGGUAACAUCAAGCCGCUCUUCCAGAAGGCUUUCCCCGACUGCUGGAAGUCCGCCAAAACCUGCAGUCAGCAGUGGAUAUACGCCAUCGAUUAUCUCGAAAUCAUCGGUAUCAUUGUUGGUCAAAUUUUGGUUGGAAUUCUGGGUGACUGGAUUGGUCGUCGUUGGGGUUUGAUUCAGGAUGCUACUAUCAUGUUGCUCGGUCUUAUCAUGUUGACAGCCGCUUGGGGUGUCACUGAGAAUGGCUGGGUCAUUUGCUACGCUUGGUCUCUGUUCAUUUACGGUAUCGGUGUUGGUGGCGAGUACCCCAUGACCGCCACCAGUGGUAUGGAGAACGCUGUCGGCUCUGGAAAGAUCUCUACCAAGGAGGAUCGUCUCCACCGUGGUCGCAAGGUCACCAGUGCCUUCCUGAUGCAAGGUUGGGGUCAGUUCUUCAACCAAGUCCUUCUUAUCAUCCUUCUGCUAUGCUUCCACCACGGCAGCGGCAACAACCCUUACUCCGCCGUUGCUGUCCAGUGGACCUACCGUGUUUCCUUCGCUAUCCCUGCCGUUGGUACUCUCUGGCUCGUCUACUACCGUGCCUACCACAUGAAGGCCGCCAGCAAGCAGCUCGACGCCGCCAAGAAGAAGUCUUCCGUUACUGGAUACGAUGCUCAGUCUUUGAAGCUGACCUUCCGCUACUUUGGAUUCCGCAUCUUCGCCACUGCCGGUGGCUGGUUCGCCAACGAUGUCUUCUUCUACGGUAACAAGCUUUUCCAGAGCGAGUUCAUCAGUGUCAUUAGCCCCCACACCAGCUCUGUCAUGCCUACUUGGUUGUGGAACUUGUGCAACGUCGGUGUCUCGCUGUGCGGAUACUACAUGGCCUCUUUCCUGAUCGACAACAAGCUGUAUGGCCGCAAGUGGAUGCAGAUCAUCGGUUUCCUGCUUUGCUUCAUUCUCUUCAUCGUCCCCGCUUUCAACUUCGAGUACUAUACGCGCCCGGAGAACAUCAAGUCUUUCCAGACCAUGUACUUCCUUUCCUCCUUCUUCAACCAGUUCGGUCCCAACUCUGUUUCCUUCCUGGUUGCCGCCGAGGUCUUCCCCACUCCUAUCCGUGCCUCCGCUCACGGUAUGUCCGCUGCCUGGGGUAAGGCUGGUGCCCUUUUGGCCGCCGUCCUGUACAACUACAUCGACACCCAGACCAAGUUCUACGUUGUUCCUUGGUUCGGUCUGGCCGGUGCCAUUAUCACCGCCUUCUUCCUCCCCGAUACCACCGGUCUCGAUCUCAAGGAGCAGGAGCGCCGCUGGGAGUACCUGCGCCAGGGCAAGGAAGAGGACUACCACGGUCCCGCCGUCCACCCCAAGCACUUGUCUUGGUACGAACGCUACGUCCUGCGCAAGUGCCGCUUCUACGACGCCGAGCUCGACUACCAACAGAAGGUUGAGGAGUACCGUGCUGAGUGGGAGUCUGCCAUGGCUGCCAAGACUGCCGAGAAGGAGACUGCCGAUGCUAACUUUGACACUGACGAGUCUCUCCUCGAGGGUCACGUUCACACUUACUUCCACCGUACCAGCCCCAUGUUCAAGGGUAUGGAGAAGAACGUCACUGCCAAGCAGGACAACUUCACCUUGCCUCCGCCUGCGGAGAGUGAGAACGAAGACACCGAAAACGAGAAGCACUAG
Molecule: messenger RNA, 1995 nt
Organism: Penicillium soppii
Lineage: Eukaryota; Fungi; Ascomycota; Eurotiomycetes; Eurotiales; Aspergillaceae
Product: putative MFS phosphate transporter
Exons: 2
Coding region: 1-1995 (664 amino acids)
Biological process (GO): transmembrane transport
Cellular component (GO): membrane
Molecular function (GO): transmembrane transporter activity
Source: RefSeq, a predicted model, not a curated record